AUGGAUGACCUGGAUUGCACGGCUGAACAAAAGCUGAAAGGGGCGAUAUCACUACUUAGGGAGGAAGCUUACCAGUGGUGGUUGACUGUGAAAAAGGGUACCCAACUUGAGCAGAUUACCUGGGAAUUCUUUAAAUUCGUAUUUCAAGGGAAAUAUGUUGGGGCAAGCUAUGUAGAUGCCCGGAGGAAGGAAUUCUUAAACUUAACUCAAGGGGAUCGGUCUGUGGCUGAGUAUGAGGCAGAGUUUUUGCAACUUAGCCGAUAUGCCCGUGGGAUAGUAGUAACAGAGUACGAACGUUGUGUUCGGUUUGAGGAUGGCCUCCGAGAUGGUCUACGAGUAUUAAUAGCUCCACAGAGGGAGCGAGAUUUUGUGGCAUUGGUAGAGAAAGCUAAGAUAGCUGAGGAUGUGAAGUGUGCUGAGCGCCAGAGUUGGGAAAAGAAAAGGAGUAAAAACAAAAUAGAUUUAAAGCCCUCCAAUUCUGAUCAGAGGCAUAGGAAAAGUACCAGGGAAGAUGGGCCGGUCCGAGCUGAAGCCCCUGUUGCUGCUGUUAGAUUACAACCUUGUGUUGAUUACGAGAAAAGCCAUUAUGGCGAAUGCUGGAAAAGGAUUGGAGCCUAUUUAAGAUGCGGAUCGAUGGAGCAUCGUUCAGAGAGUGUCCUCAGAGACCAGAUUAUGGACAAACUAUAG
Molecule: messenger RNA, 687 nt
Organism: Gossypium arboreum
Lineage: Eukaryota; Viridiplantae; Streptophyta; Magnoliopsida; Malvales; Malvaceae
Exons: 1
Coding region: 1-687 (228 amino acids)
Source: RefSeq, a predicted model, not a curated record